Ictidomys tridecemlineatus (thirteen-lined ground squirrel) is the source of this 6751-nucleotide messenger RNA. NCBI's taxonomy places the organism in Eukaryota, Metazoa, Chordata, Mammalia, Rodentia, Sciuridae. The record is from RefSeq and is a predicted model, not a curated record.
GUGGGAAAGGUUUUUAUUCCUGGACUACCAGCUCCCUCCCUAACAAUGUCCAAUACCAUGCCGCGGCCCAGCACGCCCCUGGACAGUGCCAGUACUCCUAAGCCUCUGGGUAAACUGUUGGGAUCCUUGGAUGAGGCUGUUCUAUUGUCCCCAGUUCCGGAACUGAGGGAUUCUUCCAAACUUCAUGAUUCUCUUUAUAAUGAGGAUUGUACCUUCCAGCAGCUUGGAACUUAUAUUCAUUCUGUUAGAGAUCCUGUCCAUAAUAGAGUAACUCUAGAACUGAGUAAUGGCUCCAUGGUUAGGAUCACUAUUCCGGAAAUUGCCACUUCUGAAUUAGUACAAACAUGUGUGCAUGCAAUUAAGUUCGUCCUGCCCAAAGAAAUAGCAGUUCAGAUGCUUGUCAAGUGGUACAAUGUCCACAGUGCACCAGGAGGACCCAGUUAUCACUCCGAGUGGAAUUUAUUUGUGAUUUGUCUCAUGAACAUGAUGGGUUAUAACACAGACCGCUUAGCGUGGACCCGAAAUUUUGACUUUGAAGGGUCACUUUCUCCAGUCAUUGCACCCAAAAAAGCAAGGCCUUCUGAGACUGGAUCUGAUGAUGACUGGGAAUAUUUAGUAAAUUCAGACUACCACCAGAAUGUUGAGUCUCAUCUUUUGAACAGAUCUUUAUGUUUGAGUUCUUUGGAAGGUUCAAAAGUGAAGGAUGAAGAUUUCUCACAGAACCUCAGUCUGGAUUCUUCUACUCUUCUCUUUCCUCAUAUACCUGCAAUUUUUUUUGUUCUUCACCUAGUCUAUGAGGAGCUUAAAUUGAAUACCCUAAUGGGUGAAGGAAUUUGUUCCCUAGUUGAACUUCUCGUUCAGUUGGCAAGGGACUUACAGUUGGGGCCUUAUGUCGAUCAUUACUACAGAGACUAUCCCACGCUUGUCAACACUACUGGACAGGUGUGCACAAUUGAUCAAGGUCAAACAGGAUUUAUGCAUCAUCCAUCAUUUUUCACUUCUGAACCACCAAGCAUCUACCAGUGGGUGAGCUCUUGUCUGAAGGGCGAGGGAAUGCCCCCCUACCCGUACCUUCCUGGAAUCUGUGAACGAAGCAGACUUGUUGUCUUGAGUGUUGCACUCUACAUCCUUGGUGAUGAGAGCUCUGUUUCUGAGGAGGCCUCCCAGUAUUUAUCCAAAAUAACUUUAGCUCCCCAAAAGUCACAAGUGGACCAAGAAGAAAACAGUUUUAGUUUCCGUCAUGCUACAUCAGUUUCUAGCUUAGCUGAAAAGUUAGUUGUCUGGAUGACAAGUGUAGGAUUCACUGAGAGAGAUUUGGAAACUCUUCCUUUUGGAGUUGCUCUUCCCAUCAGAGACGCAAUUUAUCACUGUCGUGAGCAGCCAGCAUCAGACUGGCCAGAAGCUGUCUGUCUCUUGAUUGGACGCCAGGAUCUUUCCAAGCAGGCUUGUGAAGGAAACCUACCCAGAGGGAAAUCUGUGCUCUCAUCAGAUGUUCCUUCAGGAACAGAAGCUGAGGAGGAGGAUGAUGGCAUGAAUGACAUGAACCACGAGGUCAUGUCUUUGGUGUGGAGUGAGGACUUGCGGGUGCAGGAUGUGCGCAGGCUGCUGCAGAGCGCGCACCCCGUUCGUGUCAACGUGGUGCAGUACCCGGAGCUCAGCGACCACGAGUUCAUUGAAGAGAAGGAAAACAGAUUGCUCCAGUUGUGUCAGCGAACAAUGGCCCUUCCGGUCGGGCGAGGAAUGUUUACCUUGUUUUCAUAUCAUCCUGUUCCAACAGAACCAUUGCCUAUUCCCAAGUUGAACCUGACUGGGAGAGCUCCCCCUCGAAACACAACAGUGGACCUCAACAGUGGGAACAUUGAUGUGCCCCCCAACAUGACAAGCUGGGCCAGCUUCCACAACGGUGUCGCUGCUGGCCUGAAGAUAGCUCCAGCCUCCCAGAUUGACUCCGCAUGGAUUGUUUACAACAAGCCCAAGCAUGCUGAGUUAGCCAAUGAGUAUGCUGGAUUCCUCAUGGCACUGGGUCUGAAUGGGCAUCUUACCAAGCUGGCCACUCUCAACAUCCAUGACUACUUGACAAAGGGCCAUGAAAUGACGAGCAUUGGACUGCUACUUGGUGUUUCUGCAGCAAAACUGGGCACCAUGGAUAUGUCAAUCACUCGGCUUCUUAGCAUUCACAUUCCUGCUCUCUUACCGCCAACAUCCACAGAGCUUGAUGUUCCUCACAAUGUCCAGGUGGCUGCAGUGGUGGGCAUUGGCCUCGUAUAUCAAGGGACAGCUCAUAGACACACUGCUGAGGUCCUCUUGGCUGAAAUAGGACGGCCCCCUGGUCCCGAGAUGGAGUACUGCACUGACCGAGAGUCAUACUCUCUAGCUGCUGGCCUGGCCCUGGGCAUGGUUUGCUUGGGGCAUGGCAGCAAUCUGAUAGGCAUGUCUGAUCUCAAUGUGCCUGAGCAGCUGUAUCAGUACAUGGUUGGAGGUCAUAGGCGCUUUCAAGCAGGAGUGCACAGGGAGAAACAUAAAUCUCCAAGCUACCAGAUUAAAGAAGGAGAUACCAUAAAUGUGGAUGUGACCUGUCCAGGUGCUACUCUAGCUUUGGCUAUGAUCUACUUAAAAACCAAUAACAGAUCCAUCGCAGACUGGCUCCGAGCUCCUGAUACUAUGUAUUUGCUCGACUUUGUGAAACCAGAAUUUCUCUUACUUAGGACCCUUGCUCGAUGCCUGAUUUUGUGGGAUGAUAUUUUACCAAAUUCCAAGUGGGUCGACAGCAAUGUUCCUCAAAUUAUAAGAGAAAAUAGUAUCUCUCUGAGUGAAAUUGAAUUGCCUUGUUCAGAGGAUCUAAAUUUGGAAACUUUGUCGCAGGCACAUGUCUACAUAAUUGCAGGAGCCUGUUUGUCUUUGGGUUUUCGAUUUGCUGGCUCAGAAAACUUAUCAGCAUUUAACUGUUUGCAUAAAUUUGCAAAAGAUUUUAUGACUUAUUUGUCUGCACCUAAUGCUUCCGUAACAGGCCCUUACAACCUAGAGACCUGCCUGAGUGUGGUGCUGCUGUCCCUCUCCAUGGUGAUGGCUGGCUCAGGGAACCUCAAGGUUCUGCAGCUUUGUCGCUUCUUGCACAUGAAGACAGGAGGUGAAAUGAACUAUGGCUUUCACUUAGCCCACCACAUGGCCCUUGGGCUUCUGUUUUUGGGAGGAGGAAGGUACUCUCUGAGCACAUCAAACUCUUCCAUUGCUGCACUCCUCUGUGCCCUCUACCCGCACUUCCCAGCUCACAGCACUGACAACCGGUAUCAUCUCCAGGCUCUGCGGCACCUCUAUGUGCUGGCUGCAGAGCCCAGGCUUCUGGUGCCGGUGGAUGUGGACACGAACACGCCCUGCUACGCCCUCUUAGAGGUCACUUACAAGGGCACUCAGUGGUAUGAACAAACCAAAGAAGAACUGAUGGCUCCGACCCUUCUUCCAGAACUCCACCUAUUAAAGCAGAUUAAAGUUAAAGGCCCAAGAUACUGGGAACUGCUCAUAGAUUUAAGCAAGGGAACACAGCACUUGAAGUCUAUUCUUUCCAAGGAUGGGGUCUUAUAUGUUAAGCUCCGUGCAGGUCAGCUCUCCUACAAAGAAGAUCCGAUGGGGUGGCAAAGUUUGUUGGCCCAGACUGUUGCCAACAGGAAUUCUGAAGCCCGUGCUUUCAAGCCAGAAACAAUUUCAGCAUUCACUUCUGAUGCAGCCCUUCUGUCAUUUGCUGAAUAUUUCUGCAAACCAACUGUGAACAUGGGCCAGAAACAGGAAAUUCUGGAUCUCUUUUCUUCAGUGCUUUAUGAAUGUGUUACUCAGGAGACCCCAGAAAUGUUGCCUGCAUACAUAGCAAUGGAUCAGGCUAUAAGAAGACUUCGAAAAAAAGAGAUGUCUGACACAUCAGAGCUCUGGCAGAUCAAGUUGGUGUUAGACUUUUUCAGCUCCAGAAGCCAUCAGGAGCGGCUGCAGAACCACCCCAAGCGGGGGCUCUUCAUGCACUCUGAAUUCCUCCCCGUGGUGAAGUGCACUAUUGAUAGCACCCUGGACCAGUGGCUGCAAGCUGGGGGCGACGUGUGUGUGCAGGCCUAUCUCAGCGGGCAGCCCGUGGAGGGGCCUGAGCUCAGCAUGCUGGCCUGCUUCCUCGUCUAUCAUUCUGUGCCUGCCCCACGGCACUUGCCGCCUGCAGGACUGGAGGGGAGCACGAGCUUUGCUGAACUUCUCUUCAGAGCCAAGCAGCUGAAGAUUCCGGUGCGUGCUUUGCUGAGGUUGGCUCCUCUGCUCCUUGGAAAUCCACAGCCGAUGGUUAUGUGACUGCGCCUGGGAUAAACCCACCUUGAAAUGGGACUUCUGCACACAACGUGACCAAAUGUCUAAGCUAAAGAAGCAUUUCAAAGUUUUAUAAUACAGCUAGGGGAAAUGACCUGAACACACCUCACUGUAUUUUAAAAUCUGUUUGAAAUAUUCCAGAGAAUCUUGCUAUCAGCGUUAACAUUAUAUGAUAUAAAAAAGUGAGUUAAAAUUUACUUUUGUAAAUAAAGUUUUUGGUUGGUUUUCAAAACUCCUGAUGAUUGCUUUAGUUUUAAAGUCUUUGAACUAUGGUGGUUCGGGUGAAGUGUUGGUGCUCAAAAAUGUAAAGUUUUAACAGAAGCUAUGUGGUAAAGUUUGACUUUCUACUUCCCCUAACAUUGCCUGAAAUAUCACAGGUGUCCCAUCUAAAGUAAGGUUAUUCUUCCCGGAAUGGUGGGAGACAUUCUUUUGGUGUGACACCUCUCACAGGAGCUACGAUAAGACUUGCUGAUGGGAAGUGCUGUGGACUGAAUGGUGGCCCAGGUGACAUGUUGAGUCCUCACCGCAGAGUGAUGGGACUUGGAGAGAAGGCUGUAGAAGGUAACUGAGGCUAAGUGAGGUCAUGAGGGUGGGUCCCUGCUCUGAUAGAACUGUGACCUCAGGAAAAAGGAGAGAGACCUUGCUCUCCAUACCAUCUGAGAACACAGCAAGAAGGAGGCUGCCUGCACGUCAGAGGAGCCCUCGCUAGGACCCCCUCUGCUGGCUCCCUCAUCGCGGACUUGAGCUUCCACAGCUCUGAGUAAUGGAUUCCUGACACCCGAGCCACCCCCAAUGUGUACUCUUCUGUUGUGACAGCCCGAGCAGACCAAUAUAUGAAGCCUUCUCUAAGUAGCUGAAAUAUGAAACGUCCAGGACCCAGGAGUCUUCAGAAAUGAUAUUUAAAAGAAAACAUUCUGCACAGGAUUUAGAGAAUGUCUGCGUGCCACACACGUCUCCUGCUCCCAGCCUUGACCCAGGGGGAGGAGCUCCCUGCUGGACUCUGCCCAGGCCCCAGGCUUCUGGAGUGGCCAGGGCCAUGUGGCAGCUGGAAGCUGCAAGAUGUCACCCAUUGAGUUCACGUUUCUUCCAUAUCAUGAAUUGUGAUGUUUAAGCCUAAAAAUAAAUAUUAAAGCAAAAGAGAAUGUCUCCAUUGAGAUUUUCCCAAAAUCUUGUGUGCCACUUUCCUCCGCAGGGGAAGCUGGACUUGAAGGGCUGCAGCCAGAGGCCAAGCAUCCUCCCCUUGCCCAGUAGCCUGCUCCGGAGUGAAUCAUGGGAAGGAUGGGCUGACUGCUGGGGCAAGACUUGCUGCCCUCCACGCUUAAACAGUUCUUCUUCUAGUUACAUAAAAAAGUUUUGAAUUAUGAAAAUUCCAUCUGAGUCAAGAUUUGAAUAACCCAGGGAGCACUUGUCUAGCACCCUCGAGGCCCUGGGUUGGAUCCACAGCAAUGAAAAAAAACUGAGGCACUGCCCAGGCAACAGUUCCCCCCUUUACUCGCAGUGUUUGGCGGGUGAUGUGCUUUUCUCUCACCGUGGAAGGACUUGGGAAGCGUUUCAUAUUUAGAUACAUAUGGACUCGGGUCAGAGCGAGGCGGCAGAAGGUGUGGCCACGGCAUCGUUGGGCCUGCCAAGGAGAUCGCUGGCGCUUGCCCUUGAGCAGGCACAUGAGGAUCCUCACAGGUCACUUUUAGCUUUCUACGAGACUCGAAAAGUCUCAUGUCCAGAAAGUUAAACCUCCUAAGAGGCAUGUGGGGUGCUGAAGAAGCCCAUCUGGUGGGGAAGGGUUUGGGUGCUGAAGUGGCCCACGUCACCUCAAUUAAAGCUGGAAGCCAGCUGGUCACCUUGGUCGAUGGGCCGCGAGGCAGGAGGAGUAGCAGCCAUGUCUCUGUUGCGUGACUCCUGCUCCUCAGUGACUCCCUGUCCAUCUUACCUGAUGUACGUAGCUAGGAAUACGAGUCACCACUUCCGUAGGCAGCCGGAACUGAAAAAGAAAGCACACAUUGGGACAAGUCCUCCUUCCCAGGUGGGCGCCGAUGCCUGUGCUCCCUUGAGGGGCUGUCUGAGGCAGAGACACCAGGCCUGCUUCCCUCAGCAGGCUGGGCUCUUGAGCCCCUGCCUACUCCCUACCCUGAGCUGCCACCACCACCUGCCUUAGCCCAGGAGACUCAGGCAGUAAGGCCCAGUGUCCCAGUGGAAGGACGGCGCCAGGCGGAGCUUAUGAACGUUUGAAAAGCAGACAAAUGAACGCCCUCUUCAUGUAACUUCUUGGAGUUAGACUCACUGUAUUGGUCUGUGUGUUGCCUUUUCGGUCACAUUAUAAUGGAUAUCUUCCAAGUUUUUUCUUUUAACUGAAAAUAUUUCUUUGUUUUGUGUGGUAUAAAACAAAAUUGGCAUUUUUAAAUAAACACUUUAUACUAAA